Molecule: messenger RNA, 11260 nt
Organism: Gracilinanus agilis (Agile Gracile Mouse Opossum)
Lineage: Eukaryota; Metazoa; Chordata; Mammalia; Didelphimorphia; Didelphidae
Gene: VPS13C
Product: vacuolar protein sorting 13 homolog C
Exons: 85
Coding region: 16-11259 (3747 amino acids)
Biological process (GO): protein retention in Golgi apparatus; protein targeting to vacuole; mitochondrion organization
Cellular component (GO): extrinsic component of membrane
Source: RefSeq, a predicted model, not a curated record
ACUCCUAGUGAAGCCAUGGUGUUGGAGUCGGUGGUCGCAGACCUUCUCAAUCGCUUCCUGGGGGACUACGUGGAAAAUCUGGACAAGUCCCAGCUGAAGCUGGGCAUAUGGGGCGGUAAUGUGGCCUUAGAUAAUCUGCAAAUAAAAGAGAAUGCCCUGAGUGAAUUGGAUGUUCCCUUUAAAGUAAAAGCUGGGCAAAUAGAUAAACUUACUUUGAAGAUUCCUUGGAAGAAUUUGUAUGGGGAAGCAGUCAUUGCAACAUUAGAAGGAUUGUACCUACUUGUUGUCCCUGGAGCAAGUAUUAAAUAUGAUGCUGGAAAAGAGGAAAAAUACCUACAGGAAAUUAAACAGAGAGAUCUAUCAAGAAUUGAAGAAGCCUUACAAAAAGCUGCUGAGAAAGGCGUACACUCAGGGGAGUUCAUAUAUGGCUUGGAGAACUUUGUUUACAAGGACAUCAAGUCGGGACGUAAACGUAAAAAGCACAAAAAGUAUUUUAAGAAACCUUUUAAAGGUCUUGAUCGUUCAAGAGAUAAACCAAAGAAAGAAAAAAAGGAUACAUUUUUGGAAAAGUUGGCGACUCAGGUCAUUAAAAAUGUUCAAGUGAAAAUUACAGAUAUUCAUAUUAAGUAUGAAGAUGAUGUCACUGAUCCAAAACGACCUCUCUCAUUGGGAGUGACAUUAGGAGAAUUUAGUCUUUUGAGUGCUAAUGAAAAUUGGACUCCUUGUAUAUUAAAUGAAGCUGCAAAGAUCAUAUACAAGCUUGUACGCCUUGAUAGUCUUAGUGCCUAUUGGAAUGUAAACUGCAGUACAUGUUACCGGGGAUCCAAGGAACAGAUAUUGGAUCAUUUGAAAAGUGGAAUCCUUUCCAGUAGUAGUAGAAGUAAAUCUCCAAACUAUCAAUAUAUUUUCAGGCCAGUAUCUGCCUCUGCAAAACUCUAUAUGAAUCCUCAUGCAGAAGCUGAACUCAAAACACCCAAACUUGAUUGCAAUGUAGAAGUACAAAACAUUGCUAUUGAAUUGACCAAGCCCCAGUAUCUCAGUAUGAUUGAUCUUCUGGAAUCAGUGGAUUAUAUGGUUAGGAAUGCUCCAUAUAGGAAAUAUAGGCCUUAUUUGCCAUUACAUACUAAUGGUCGACAGUGGUGGAAGUAUGCAAUUGAUGCUAUUCUUGAAGUUCACAUAAGACGACAUACACGGAUGUGGUCAUGGAAUAAUAUAAAAAAGCACAGGCAGUUUCUCAAGCAUUAUAAAAAUGCAUACAAAAGUAAACUAACCCAGAGUAAAAUCACAGAAGAAGUACAAAACGAAAUUCAGGACUUAGAGAAGACUCUUGAUGUUUUCAACAUUGUUUUAGCAAGGCAACAAGCACAAGUUGAAGUGAUUCGAUCUGGGCAAAAAUUGAGAAAAAAAUCUACUGAUGCAGGAGAGAAGCGGAGCGGAGGCUGGUUUAGUGGCUUCUGGGGUAAGAAAGAAGCUAAGAGAAAAGAUGAUGAAGAAUCCUUGGUUCCUGAAACCAUUGAUGACCUGAUGACUCCAGAGGAAAAGGCAAAACUCUUCACUGCCAUUGGAUAUAGUGACAGUACCCACAACUUAACUUUACCUAAGCAGUAUGUUGCCCAUGUAAUGACACUAAAACUGCUAAGCACAUCUAUUACAAUCAGAGAAUACAGAAAUGUUCCAGAGAUACUUAAAAUACAAAUCAUUGGCUUAAGCACUCAAGCAUCUCAGCGACCAGGAGCACAGGCACUUAGGGUAGAAGCAAAAUUGGAACAUUGGUAUGUAACUGGUCUAAUGCAACAAAAUAUUGUUCCAUCUCUUGUGGCUUCCAUUGGAGAUAGCAGCUCAUCACUACUUAAAAUUGAAUUUGAGACUAAUCCAGAGAAUAGCAAUGCUGAUCAAACUCUAGUAGUUCAGUCUCAGCCUGUAGAGAUCAUUUAUGAUGCUAAAACAAUAAAUGCAAUGGCAGAAUUCUUUCAAGCAAGUAAGAGAUUAGAUCUUGAACAGAUAACAUCAGCAACAUUGAUGAAACUAGAAGAAAUUAAAGAGAAAACAGCUGCAGGACUUACACACAUUAUUGAAACACGGAAAGUUCUUGAUUUAAGAAUUAAUUUGAAGCCUUCCUACCUCAUAGUACCAAGGACAGGAUUCCAUCAUGAAAAAUCAGAUAUUCUAAUUUUGGAUUUUGGUACCUUUCAGCUAAAUAGUAUAGGUCAAGGUAAAAGACAAACUACUACUUCAUCUCUAGAAGAAAUAAUGGAUAAGGCAUAUGACAAGUUUGAUGUUGAGAUUAAAAGUGUCCAACUUCUUUUUGGAAGAUCAGGCGAAGAUUGGAAAAAAGCUCGAUUUCAGCACCCAUCAUCUUUGCAUAUAUUACAGCCUAUGGAUAUUCAUGUUGAGUUGGCUAAAUCAAUGGUGGAAAAAGAUAUUAGAAUGGCCAGAUUUAAAGUUUCAGGUGGGCUUCCUUUGAUGCAUGUGAGACUAUCUGACCAAAAAAUGAAAAAUGUACUGGAUUUGAUUCACAGUAUCCCCUUGCCAACAAAAUCAAAUGUGCAAUCUCCAAAGAGAAAGGUAGCAUCUAUUCCCAUUAUUUCUGUUGGGACAAAAAGACUACUGGACACUUCACUGCUACUAGAAGAAUUAGAAUCAGAAUCUGAUGAUGAAUAUUUUGAUGCUGAAGAUGGAGGACAACAGACUGGUAGAAGUGUCAAAGGAUCUGAGAUAAAUAAAGUCACAGAACCCCCAAAUGAAGAGCUCAUUGAUCUUCAGCUCAAAUUUGAAAUUAAAGAGGUGAUAUUGGAACUUACCAAACAACAGGAAAAAGAAGAUACUAUUCUUAUGUUUAAUGUCCUACAGUUGGGAACAGAAGCUACAGUUCGAACUUUUGACAUGAUCGUAGUAUCUUAUUUAAAGAAAAUAAGCUUAGAUUACUACGAAAUUCAAGGACCCAGAAGGAAACCACUUCAUUUGAUUAGUUCUUCUGACACAUUUGGUUUAGACCUUUUAAAAGUGGAAUAUAUCAAGGCUGACAAGAAUGGACCUAGUUUUCAAACUACUUUUGAAAACACUGAGCAAACAUUUAAGGUGGCCUUUUCAUCUUUAAAUCUCUUACUACAAACGCAAGCCCUUCUCUCUUCUAUUAAUUACCUAACCACUGUUAUCCCGUCAGAGGAACAAACUGAUGCUGAGACAGAGUCACAACUUCAUAGUGAAACGCAUCAGAAAAAUUUAUCUCUGAAGAAAGUGACCAUACCCUCCAAAGAUAAUGAUAUUUUUAAUUUCAAGUUGUUUGCAAAGUUGAAUGCUUUUUGUGUCACCAUUUGUGAUGAAAAACACAACAUUGCUGAAAUAAAGAUUCAAGGCCUUGAUUCCUAUCUUUCUCUUCAAUCAAAAAAGCAGUCACUUUUUGCACGAUUGGAGAAUAUAAUUGUCACAGAUGUUGAUACUAAUACAGUUCAUAAGCAGGCUGUUUCAAUAAUGGGCAAUGAAGUCUUCCGUUUUAAUUUGGAUUUGUAUCCUGAUGCUACUGAAGGAGAUGCUUAUGCUGACAUGUCUAAAGUGGAUGGUGUAGUGUCACUGAAUGUGGGAUGUAUUCAGAUAGUCUAUCUUCACAAAUUCCUCAUGUCUCUCCUGAAUUUCUUGAACAAUUUUCACAUGGCCAAAGAAGCAUUGAGUGCUGCUACUGCCCAAGCUGCAGAAAAGGCUGCCACCAGCGUGAAAGAUCUUGCCCAGAGGAGUUUCCGUGUUUCUAUCAGCAUUGACUUGAAGGCACCAGUUAUAAUUAUUCCACAGUCUUCCACUUCCUCUAAUGCAGUUGUGGUUGAUCUUGGAUUGAUCAGAAUACAAAACACAUUUAGUCAAGUAUCUGGUGAAGACUGCUUACUCCCUCCAAUAAUUGAUAAAAUGGUUGUGCAGCUAACAAAACUUAAACUUUCUAGAACAGUGAUUCAGCCAGGUGUCUCUCAUCCUGACAUUCAACUACUACACCCUAUUAAUUUGAAUAUUUUGGUGAAUCGGAACUUAGCUGCAGCUUGGUAUCACAGAAUUCCUAUAAUGGAAAUUACAGGGCAUCUCGAUACAAUGAAUGUUGGUUUAAAUCAGGAUGAUUUGAGUCUUCUCCUUAGAGUACUGGAAGAAAAUCUUGGUGAGGCUGCUGCUGAAGGUUCGGAUAAAAUAGAGCCAAGAAUACAAGAGAAAAGUAAAAUUAAAGAACCUUUUGAGAAGUUCACAUCACAACAAAGUUUGCAAAUGUCACAAGGAAUUCUACCUGCUGGAACUGAAGAAAUUGUUUCAGAAGAUGUCACUAAUGUGCUGCUGAAUUUUGAAAUUAAAGAGGUUCUGGUUACAUUGAUGAAAAAAUCAGAUAAAAAAGAAAAGCCUUUACAUGUACUAAAUGUGUCACAGCUUGGAGUGGAAGCCAGAGUUAAAACCUAUGAUAUGACUGCUAAAAUGUAUCUCAAAAAAAUUAAUAUGCAAUCUCAUGAUUUCUCAGAUUCUAAAGGAGGACCUCUAUAUAUCAUUAACUCUUGUAAUAUAACUCAUGAACCACUUCUAACAAUGGAGUUCAUAAAGGCAGACAGUGAUGGACCAGAAUUUAAAACUAUUCAUAAUAAUACCAAACAAACAGUAAAGGUGUCAUUUUCAUCAUUGGAUUUAGUGCUCCAUUUGGAAUCUUUGCUAUCCAUCAUGGACUUUAUGUCAUCUGCUGUUCCAUCCCAGGGUCUUCCCUCUAAUCAGAAGGGAUAUGAAUUGAAAAUGCCAAUAGAGGAACCUAAAAGCACUGUUGUCAAAGCUGUACCUGACAUUUCCCAUCAAGAUGUUUUUGAUUUGAAAGUCACUGCACAACUAAAUGCAUUUAAUAUCUUUGUCUGUGAUCAGAAGUGUAACAUUGCAGAUAUUAGAAUACAAGGAAUGGAUGCAUCUAUUUCUGUGCAGUCGAAGGAGACAGAAGUUUUUGCCAGGCUUAAAGAUAUCAUAGUUACAAAUGCUGAUCCAGUGUCCAUUCAUAAAAAGGCUGUCUCUAUAGUGGGAGAUGAAGUCUUUAGGUUCCAAAUGACUCUUUAUCCAGAUGCCACUGAGGGAAAAGCCUAUACUGACAUGUCUAAAGUAGAUGGCAAACUAAUUCUUAAAGUUGGCUGCAUUCAAAUUGUUUAUCUUCAUAAAUUCUUCAUGUCUCUUCUGAACUUCCUCAACAAUUUCCAGAAAGCCAAAGAGGCCCUGAGUACUGCUACAGCCCAGGCUGCAGAGAAGGCUGCUUCUAGUGUGAAAGAUUUUGCUCAAAAGAGUUUCCGUCUUUCCAUGGACAUCAACUUGAAAGCACCAGUUAUUUUUAUACCUCAGUCUUCAGUAUCCCCUAAUGCUGUUUUAGCAGAUUUAGGUUUAAUCAGAGUUGAAAACAAAUUUAACUUGGUCCCUAUGGAAAAAUCUUCUCUUCCUCCAGUCAUUGAUAACAUGGAUGUACAACUCACUCAGUUGAAGUUGUCAAGAACUAUUUUGCAGGCUGAAUCUGUAAUACCUGAUAUUGAAAUUUUACAACCAGUGAAUAUGCAUUGGUCCAUCCAACGGAACUUAGCAACAGAGUGGUAUACACAAAUCCCAGAUAUGAAGAUAAAAGGAGACCUGAAACCAAUGCAGAUUGCCCUCAGUGAAGAAGAUUUAACCAUCCUAAUGAAAAUUUUAAUUGAAAAUCUUGGAGAAGGAUCUUUACAGCCAAGUUCCUUACAACCAGAGUGUCCAAGAGUGAAGAUGGAAAUAUCUCAGAAUGCAUUGUAUACUCCUGAACAAGACAUGACAGACUUGAAGAUUUCUGACAGUCAAGGUGUUACUCUUCAAUUUGAUUUUCACUUUGAGUCCCUUUCACUUGUCCUCUAUAACAAUGAUGUAAAUCAGAGUUCCACAGUUUCAUUUCACAGUGACCAUUUACGACUUGGUGAACUCAGGCUACACCUUAUGGCUUCAGCAGGAAAGAUGUUUAAGGAUGGCUCACUGAAUAUCUUCCUUAAACUUCAGACUUGUACACUUGAUGAUCUCAGAGAAGGUGUUGAAAAAGCUACAUCACGAAUGAUUGACAAAAAGAAUAGUCAAGAUAAAAGUUCAAUGAUCGAUAUAAAUUACAAGCAGAACAAAAAUGGAAGUCAAAUAGAUGCUGUUCUUGACAAGUUGUAUAUAUGUGCCAGUGUGGAGUUUCUAAUGACAGUCGCAGAUUUUUUUAUCAAAGCUAUUCCUCAAAAGUCAACUGGAACUGAAAAAAACUCACAGAUCGUGUUAAGGCAAGCUACUUCAGCAAAAGUCAAACCAGAAAAAGAAAGUUCUGGAAGGCCAAAUAUGACUUUAAAAGCAAAAGUAACAGAUCCAGAAGUGGUAUUUGUGGCCAGCUUGGCAAAGGCUGAUGCUCCAGCUCUGACAGCAUCAUUUAAGUGUAACCUUUAUUUAUCGUCCUCAAACCUUGAGCAGAAGAUGGUAGCAUCUGUGAAAGACCUUAAAGUGCUGGCUUGCCCUUUUCUCAGAGAAAAAAGAGGAAAAAAUGUUACUACGGUUUUACAGCCUUGCUCUUUACUUAUGGAAAAACAUGAGCAUGUUUCAGGAGAACAAAAUAUAGAUGUUCUAGUUGAAGAAUUUGUAAUUAAGGUUUCACCAAUAAUUCUCAAUACUGUAAUGACAAUCAUGGCUGCUAUGUCACGAAAGAAACAAGAUGAUGAUUCAAAAAGUACAUCAGGCAAUACUGAAAACCUCUGGGCUAUCAAGUCUAUUGAUGAUUGUAAUUCUUGGUUUCUUGGAGUUGACACGGCAACAGAAGUAACUGAAACAUUCAAAGAUCUUGAACAACCCUCAAUAAAGGAGAGUUUUGUUAUGGCUGUAAAAUCUGUUCAAGUUACCUUUGAAUGUGGCUUGGGGCAUCGAACUGUACCAUUAUUAUUGAUUGAGUCCACAUUUUCAGGAACUUUUAAAAACUGGUCUUCUUUGAUGGCUGCUACUGCUGACAUGACACUUGAGAUUCACUAUUAUAAUGAAAUACAUGCUGUUUGGGAACCUUUGAUUGAGAGAGUGGAAGGAAACAGGCAGUGGAAUUUAAAGCUUGAAUUGAAGAAUAACCCAGCCCAAGAUAAAAGUUUGAUGCCCGGAGAUGAUUUUAUUUUUCUUCCUGAGCCACAAACAGCAAUUCACAUUUCUUCAAGAGAUACAAUGAAUAUAACGAUAUCCAAAUGCUGCCUCACAGUUUUCAACAACUUAACAAAGGCUUUUUCAGAGGGAACUGCAUCUACUUUUGAUUAUUCUUUAAAAGAUAGGGCUCCCUUCACAGUGAAGAAUGCAAUAGGUAUUCCUAUUAAGGUGCAGCCUAAUUCUAAUCUCCGAGUAAUGGGCUCAACUGUAAAAGAUGAUAUUUAUGAUGUUGAUGUUGAUCAGAGUUUGGAACUGGAAUAUUCCGCUUCAGAACCCUUGCAUCGAGGGAAACUAUCUGUGUUGAGCCGUCAAGAAAGUUCUCUCUUUACUCUCACUUUUGUGCCUUAUGGAUACACAGAAGUAGCAAAUAUCCCCAUUACGCGACCUGGACGACGGUUAUAUAAUGUGAGAAAUCCUUGUGUUAAUUAUUCUGACUCAGCUUUGGUGCAGAUUGACGCAACAGAAGGGAAUAAAGUGAUUACCCUUCGUUCUUCUUUGCAGAUCAAGAACCAUUUCUCUAUUCCAUUUACCAUCUAUAAAUUUGUCAAGGCUGCUAAGUUAUUGGAACCCAUUGGAAUAGCCAAACCUGAAGAGGAAUUCCAUGUUCCAUUAGAUUCAUAUAGAUGUCAAUUGUUUAUUCAGCCAGCUGGAAUCUUGAAGGGUCAAUUUAAAGAGUCGACAACCUAUAUUUCUUGGAAAGAGGAACUUCAUAGAAGCAAUGAAGUCAGGUGCAUCCUACAGUGCCCAUCAACUGAAAGGAACUUCCUACCCCUGAUAGUAAAUACAGUUGCUAUUCCUGAUGAAUUAAGUUAUAUUUCUACUCAUGGUGAAGAUUGGGAUCCAGCAUACAUUAUUCAUCUUUAUCCAUCUCUAAUUUUGAGGAAUCUGCUUCCAUAUUCUCUAAGAUAUUUACUUGAGGGAACUGCAGAUACUCAUGAGCUCGCAGAAGGUAGUACUGCUGAUGUUCUUUAUUCAAGAAUAAAUGGAGAAAUAAUGGAAUUAGUCCUGAUGAAAUACCAGGGCAAAAAUUGGAAUGGACAUUUUCGCAUACAAGAUGCCCUACCGGAAUUCUUUCUUGUUUGCUUUACAUCUGACUCCACAGAAGUGAUGACAGUAGACCUAACAAUACAUGUUAGGAGAAUUGGCUGCCGCUUGAUAUUAUCUGUCUUCAGUCCCUACUGGCUCAUCAAUAAAACUUCUCGUGUCCUUCAGUAUCGUGCAGAGGAUACACAUGUGAAGCAUCCAGCUGACUAUAGGGACAUUAUUUUAUUCUCUUUCAAAAAGAAGAACAUUUUUAGUAAAAAUAAGGUACAGUUAAGAAUUUCAACUAGUACCUGGUCCAAUAGUUUCUCAUUGGAUACAGUUGGAAGUUAUGGCUGUGUAAAAUGUCCUGCUAAUAAUAUGGAAUAUCUGGUUGGAGUUAGCAUCAAAAUGAGCAGUUUUAAUCUUACAAGGAUAGUUACUCUGACUCCUUUCUUUACCAUUGCCAAUAAGUCUUCAAUGGAAUUAGAAGUUGGAGAAAUUGCAGUUGAUGGCUCAUUACCAACAAAUAAAUGGACCUAUAUUGCCACUUCUGAGUGUCUUCCAUUUUGGCCUGAAAAUUUGACAGGCAAACUCUGUGUGCGAGUGGUGGGCUGUGAAGGAUCCUCCAAGCCAUUCUUUUAUAAUCAACAAGAUAAUGGCACUUUAUUGAGCUUAGAAGAACUGAAUGGAGGUAUCUUGGUAGAUGUAAACAUUGCUGAACAUUCAACUGUAAUAAACUUCUCUGAUUACCAUGAAGGAUCUGCCCCUGCCCUAAUCAUUAACCAUACACCAUGGGAUAUUCUUCAGUAUAAACAGAGUGGAUUAAAGGAAGAAGUGGUCUUAUUACCAAAACAAGUACGGCUCUUUGCUUGGGCAGAUCCUACUGGUACCAAAAAACUAACAUGGAAAUAUGCAGAAAAUGUGGGAGAACAUGACCUAUUGAAGGAUGAAUGUGGACAAUUUCCAUAUGAUGCAAAUAUCCAAAUACACUGGGUAUCAUUCCUGGAUGGACGCCAAAGAGUACUGCUUUUUACUGAUGAUGUUGCAUUGGUUUCCAAAGCACGUCAAGCAGAAGAAAUGGAACAAGCUGAUCAAGAAAUAAAUGUGUCACUUCAUAGUCUUGGACUUUCACUGGUUAACAAUGAAAAUAAGCAAGAAAUCUCAUAUAUUGGAAUAACUAGUUCUGAUGUUGUUUGGGAAAUGAAACCAAAACGGAAAUGGAAACCUUUUAGUCAAAAGCAAAUAAUUAUUUUGGAACAGGCCUAUCAGAAAUAUCUUCAGUCAAAUGGGCAUGGCUGGAUUAAAUUAGACAGCAAUCUUGAGGUAAAUUUUAGUAAAUCCCCAAUGGAAAUGCGAGUCCCAAUUAGGUGUUCUAUUAAACGAGAUUUCUUACCAGCUAUCCAUAUUGAACUUAAGCAGUCUCCUCACCAAAGAAGUUUACGGGCCCAGUUGUACUGGCUUCAGGUUGAUAACCAAUUACCAGGUUCUAUGUUCCCAGUUGCAUUUCAUCCUGUAGCUCCUCCAAAAUCCAUUGCUUUGGAUUCAGAACCCAGGCCCUUUAUUGACAUUAGUAUCAUCACAAGAUUUAAUGAUUAUAGUAAAGUGCUGCAAUUCAAGUAUUUUAUGGUUCUUAUCCAAGAAAUGGCCUUGAAAAUCGAUCAAGGAUUCUUAGGUGCAAUUCUUGCACUCUUAACACCAGCCACUGACCCUGAAGCUGAAAGGAAAAGGACCAAAUUAAUUCAGCAAGAUAUUGAUGCUCUAAACACUGAAUUAAUGGAAACAUCAAUGACGGACAUAUCAAGUCUCAGUUUCUUUGAACAUUUCCAUAUUUCUCCUAUUAAGUUACAUUUAAGCCUUUCUUUGGGUUCUGGUGGUGAAGAAGAAAAACAGGAAAUGAUUGCAAUUCAUUCUGUCAACCUGCUAUUGAAAAGCAUAGGUGCCACACUGACUGAUGUAGAUGACCUCAUAUUCAAACUUGCAUACUAUGAGAUUCAGUACCAGUUCUACAAGAGAGAUCAGCUCAUGUGGAGUGUUGUUAGGCAUUACAGUGAACAGUUUUUGAAGCAGAUGUAUGUCCUUGUAUUGGGUUUAGAUGUACUUGGAAAUCCAUUUGGAUUAAUUAGAGGUCUCUCUGAAGGUGUUGAAGCACUCUUCUAUGAACCUUUCCAGGGAGCUGUUCAGGGCCCUGAAGAAUUUGCUGAGGGGUUAGUAAUUGGAGUAAGAAGUCUCUUUGGACACACUGUAGGAGGAGCAGCAGGGGUUGUAUCCCGAAUAACAGGUUCUGUUGGGAAGGGUUUGGCUGCAAUUACAAUGGACAAAGAAUAUCAACAAAAACGACGUGAAGAGAUGGGUCGCCAGCCUAAAGAUUUUGGAGACAGCCUGGCCAAAGGAGGAAAGGGCUUCCUGAGGGGAGUUGUAGGUGGUGUGACUGGCAUAAUUACCAAGCCUAUGGAAGGAGCCAAAAAGGAAGGAGCAGCUGGAUUCUUUAAAGGGAUCGGAAAAGGGCUUGUGGGUGCUGUGGCUCGUCCAACUGGUGGCAUCAUUGAUAUGGCUAGCAGUACCUUCCAAGGAAUUCAGAGGGCAGCAGAAUCAACUGAAGAGGUAUCUAGCCUCCGCCCUCCUCGCCUGAUACAUGAAGAUGGGAUCAUAAGACCAUAUGACAGAAGUGAAUCUGAAGGUCAUGAUUUAUUUGAGAAUCACAUAAAAAAGCUGGAUGGGGAAACCUAUCGGUACCACUGUGCCAUUCCUGGAUAUAAAAAGGCAAAUCUUGUGGUUACAAAUAGGCGAGUGUUGUAUGUAAAAGAAGUGGAGAUUUUGGGUCACAUGUCCACAGAAUGGCAAUACCCAUUUGAAGAUUUUGUGUUACCUCCAAAUGUUGAAAAUAAUCUUCUAAAAAUCUCGGUUAAGGAUCAUGGGUUAUUCCACAAAAAGGACAGUGUGGGUCAAGCUUGUCUACGAAAAAUUUAUCUUCAAGACGCGACAAUAGCAAUGAGAGCAUGUAAUGCCAUUCAUGAUGCACAGUCAACAAGACAUCAGCAAAAACUGGUGAAGCAGUCAUCAUUGAAAUUAGUCAGAAAGUAAA